This is a messenger RNA of Seminavis robusta, 1260 nucleotides long. Lineage: Eukaryota; Bacillariophyta; Bacillariophyceae; Naviculales; Naviculaceae. The record is from the annotation of a GenBank genome assembly.
AUGGCGGAGACUUCCACUGCUGUCGUUGGUAAGGAUGAUGAUGAGGAUGACGCUGUUGAUGCUACAACACCCACAGAAUCUGUCAAGGGCGUGAUUGUGCGACGCAGUUGUCUGGGCAAAAAGCUGUCAUUUGCGGAUCUUCGAACCGAGAACGGUGCGAUUGUCAAGGUGGCCUUUCGUCGCUCCACUGGUUGGCAAGAAGAUGUAUCGGCACGUCCAUUUCCCGUCAAGACAUCGGAACUUCCCUAUGGAGCUCUGGUUUCAAUGACACUACAAAAGACGAGUGGAAAUGUGAUUGCGUGGGAAUUGCUGCAAGAUCCGAAACAAACGGCCGAAGAUAAAGCGACCAGUACGGGUAUUAACUACUCGACCUAUUUGCGGGAACGAGGCAAUCUGUUUACCAAUACCACCAAGGGUCAGUACAUUCAUAGUGGCGUAGAACCUCCAAAGAAGAAACGAAGCAGACCUACUACUACUGUUACAUCUACAGAGAAUGACGACUUGUCCAGCCAACCCGGUGGCCACGGGGACAAACAAGCCAAGGUCAUGCGCACGCGGUUGUUUGCGCAAUGGUUACUCGAUGUCUUUGGAAAAGACUUGUUAGCGCAAGGAUCGGGGGUCUUGGAUGUGGCAGGUGGCAAAGGACAACUGUCUAUUGAAUUGGCAUGUCAACACAUACCAUGCACCGUCAUUGAUCCAUUGAUUCGAAAAAAACAGUCUACUACUAUUAGUAGCGAUAGUAAUAAUGGAUUUCCCGUCAAGCGAGAUGCCAAACGAGUUCGCAAAGCCGGUGGACCCAUGCCACGACAUUUGCCAGCCUUUUUCAAUCAAGAGGAAUUCGUACAGCAAUAUGGAAAACGAAAGAAGAAUCAACAGAUACAACCCAAGUCAAGCUCCACCACCACAAACUCGCAAGAAGUGUCCACGGAACCAUCACAUGACAUUAACCCACAACAACUCAAUGAUGACGAUGACGAUGACGACAAUUACUUGAUUGAAAAUUGCAGUUGCUUGGUGGGACUGCAUCCGGAUCAAACCACUCAAGACAUUGUCGAAAUGGCAUUGCGCUUUCAAAAACCAGUUGCCAUGGUACCCUGUUGUGUCUUUCCAUCAUUCUUUCCCAUUCGGACGUUGCACAAUGGAACGAAUGUCAAUACGCAUGAACAGUUUUGUGAAUUUUUAACACAACAAGAUCCAUCCUUGCAAUGUGCCACGUUGCCCUUUCAAGGACGAAAUGUCGUCCUGUAUCGAACGAGCUAG